This is a messenger RNA of Contarinia nasturtii (swede midge), 1892 nucleotides long. RefSeq lists its product as uncharacterized. The transcript is spliced from 2 exons. Gene Ontology annotation, molecular function: protein binding. The record is from RefSeq and is a predicted model, not a curated record. Bases 107 to 1549 code for a protein of 480 amino acids. Lineage: Eukaryota; Metazoa; Arthropoda; Insecta; Diptera; Cecidomyiidae.
AAGAAAUGUCAAAGCCAUAUCUGUUCGAUUGUAAUUUUCUUUGUUGAUCGAAUUUUUCUUAUAAAUAACAAACGUAUUAUUUUCAAAAUUUUAUAAAAGUUUCGCUAUGAGUAAUCCACAAAAAAUACCGAAAUUGUCACACUCUGAUAACCAGAAUUAUAAUGAAGAUGCAAUCGCUGGUCCAUCAAAUAUGGAAUCCCCGCCGAAAAUAUUCAAUUUAACCAUCGAUUCAUUGGAUGAAAUAUUUGAAUAUUUGAAUGUGAGAGACCUGCAUUCAUUCGGUCAAACAUGCAAGCGGAUGCGCAAAGUGGCCGGCGAAUAUUACAAACAAAAUUAUAUAUCGGCUGAAAAAUACGGCCGACGGGAUGGAAUUUACACGAAAUAUUGGGACAAAGAUGGUGUCGUAGGAGAAGAAACUGAAAUAUCGGUAUUCGGUCCGUUCAUGAAAUGCAUUACAUUCGACAUUGCCGAAAACGAACGCUUUCCAUUGAAACUAUAUUCGGAUGAGAAUUUUGAAGGUCCGCUCCGUUAUGCUGCUUCCCAUAUCAAGGAAUUUAAGUCAAUCGAUCACAUUAGUUUGACGCGGUUCAGUAAAAUUAAUCACCACCGAAUUAAAUUUAUCGAAAAAUUGUUGCCCCAAUUAGAAAGUAUAAAAAUCGAUCGAUCGAAGAUAACAUGCAAUUUUUACGAAGUGGUGCUCAAACAAUGUCACAAUUUGAAGAAGAUGUUGUUUCACGAGUCGUCCAUGAUUGAAAAAAAGUGGCUUUCACAACAUUAUCCCAAGCUUAAACAUUUCGGAAUUUUGGAUGAAGAUCAACAUCGAUUUGAUGAACUAAGCGAAUUUUUUGUACGUAAUCCAACUCUUCGGACGUUUUUAACGAAUUUUAGCAUUUUAUGGAAAAAUCGUGAAAUAUUUUUAAAUGCAACAGUCAAACUGAAUACAUUGGUAGUAUACAAAGGAAAUAUUGCUUCAUUGGAUGGAAGCCUAUAUUUGAAUCAAAUUGUCGACUUACUAAAUCAACUCCAUGAACAUGGUUUCUAUAAAGAACUGCAUAUUCACGUCGAUCGUCUUUACCAGGGAUUCAGCGCUUUGAUGACUACUCUACCAGCUCUCAAAUUGUUAUACAUUGAAGAAUUGAAGCAGUGUUAUGAUUUGCCGCAAUUGACCAAUCUGGAAGUACUGAUCAUUAAUUUUUCGCGUAAACCGAAUGUCAAAGAUUGUGAAAUGUUAGCAAAUAAUUUGAUAAAACUUGAACGUCUUGAAAUUGGCCAAUGCGAAAGUAUCUAUACCAUUAUGCCAUUCAUUCGUCGAUCACGAAAAUUGAACAAAAUCAUAAUGAAAGGCUAUAAUGUGCAUAAUUGCAGCAGUCGAGGCAUUGGUGGAGCUCUGAAUUUAACGAUGUUGGACAAGGAACGUGCCAAGUUGGAUAGAGCACGGAAGAUAACGAUUUAUGUGCGUGACGAUGUAUUUUUGGCUACGAAAUGGGCGUUCAAGAAUGGUGAAACCAAUUUGAGCCACAUCGAAAUGAGACGGAUGGAUUCAAGAUGAGACCAACGGCAAUCUAAGACAUAUUUAGUGCAGUGGCUGAAGAUAGAAGAAUAUUCUUAGUGACCCGAACCGCAUUUCGGUAAAUUCAUAAUAUAAUCCACACAUUUUGACAUUUUUUCAUUCUUCAACCCAAUCAUAUUGUACUUAAUUUAUUAUAUAUUAUACGUAAAUGGACGUUCGUUUUGUUGUUGUGAACAUUUCACAAUAUCAUUACUCUAAGACAUGUAUUCGAAUUAAAAUUCAUACAAUGAAGUGAAAAAGUGUGACCUACCUCAAAAUUUGUAGUUGGUUAAUGUCGUUAGUAUUAAAUGAAAAAUGCAAAUAAAAUUUCUACUGAGAUCCA